Messenger RNA from Caenorhabditis auriculariae, 306 nucleotides. Lineage: Eukaryota; Metazoa; Nematoda; Chromadorea; Rhabditida; Rhabditidae. The record is from the annotation of a GenBank genome assembly.
AUGUCGGGUUCGAGAUCACUUCUCAAUCAUUUCCGGAAGCUUACAAUAGAACAGUCGAGAGGUUUGGUUCGUCCACCAAAAAAUCUGCCAAUCCGUGGGGUUUACAGGUUCGGCUGAAUGCGAUUUUUAAAAUUGUCUGAGUUUUUUUCAGGAAAGAUGGCGAAACUGUGAGACAGGGCGAUCUCUUAGUAUGUCAAUUCAGAAUGAACUAUCACCCGGGAUUGAAUGUAAGUUUUAAUAAAUAAACAUGGAGAAAAACGCUUUUGUUUUUUUUGUAAUUUUUUUCAGGUUUACUAUGAAAAAUGA